Molecule: messenger RNA, 1553 nt
Organism: Gaeumannomyces tritici R3-111a-1
Lineage: Eukaryota; Fungi; Ascomycota; Sordariomycetes; Magnaporthales; Magnaporthaceae
Exons: 1
Coding region: 471-1316 (281 amino acids)
Source: RefSeq, a predicted model, not a curated record
GGUAGGGUAUAAUUGUUAUUUCGCACGGAUCUGUGUCUCUGCCUUAUUUGGGUUCAGUUCUGGCCGUAUCAAGCGGGGUGAAUAUGAAGUCUGGGUGUAUGAGAAGGUGACAAUAACCGAUGUGCCGAGGCGAAGAAAACCGUUUGGCUCAGAUCGAGUCGGAAGGAGUAGACUCUACCUCGUACUUGGGGCUUGUUGUAUACGUGGAGAAGAAAAGGGCAGGAGUUGGGUUACAGAGCGGGGUUGACUCAAACAUCGACUUUGGCAGCUCCAGAAAACAGCAACGUGAGUGGAUGAACAUACAGGGCAGCCGUCCGAGCACAACCUCGUAUCAAACUCGUCGGCAUCACCACCCUAGUCCAUCCGGCUGGUUCAGGCAUAGCAUAGCAGUUUACGAACAGCAGCAGCACAAGAGAGAUGAGACAUAAGAAUACCCCAAAGGAGACGGCAACCAAAAGCAAACCACCAACAUGGGCAGCAUCUCCAUCAGAAGAUACAUCCGCUGGCCCCCCGCCAUGCCGCAGGAGCCGACGUCGACGAUCGUCCUGACCUCGCCGGCGCGGCGGUUCGUGGACCUGCGGAUCCUGGACCCGACACCAGCCGAGGCGGCGGCGGCGGCGGCGGCGGCGGAGCAACAACAGCAGAAGGACGGAUCAACCCCACCGUCGCCCCCCGCCGUCGUCGUCCUCCCCGCCUCGCGGCUGGACUGGGCAAUAGCGGGAACGUCCGAGUCGUGGAAGCGCACCACUACCACCCCGGACGGCAGCGAGGCCGUGACGCGCUCGCGCUGGACGCACUGGAUCGACUCGCGCGUGCCGGCGGGCGCGGACCCGGCGGCCGCCACCGACGAGGGCGACAUGUUCCCGCAAGGGGGAGACGAGACGCUCGAGAAGGGCCGCAUGGUCAACCCGGCGACGGGCGUCGAGGCCGACUACGAGGAGCUGUGGGCCGACGAGGCGCCCGCGGCCAUCCCGGCGGCGGCGGCGGCGGUGGUGGCGACGCCGUCGGGCGUAGGCGAGGCUGUGGUGGAGGACGGGCCGAGGUGCGUGGUCCUGCGGCUGGAGGAUGUGGACCGGGGCGCGCGGGGCGUGGUUGUGCUGCUGGGGAGACACUGCCAGGGUCUGAUACGCGUCGGCGAGGAGCUCGGAGCCGAGAGGUGGCAGUGGAGGGAGGACGAGGGCUGGAGGGCGGCGGCGAGGAUAGGCACCGUUCCCGUGCCCUGUGAGCAGGCAUUUACUCGGCUGUCUGAGCUGCUCGAGGUCGGAAAGGAGCUACGUGACGGCGACAACGUUUGGGAGGUGGUCGAGCACGCUUAACGCAUAGGCGGGUGCCAUACAAGCCUCGAAGCGUCACGUAACUCAAUAUCAAUUCUUCAUGAAUCCCUAACGCCACCUGUUUACAAACAAGACAAAACACCCGCUGUCCGGGACUCAACCAGGCAGGUACUACCAGAUCUUGUGUGUACCCCUUAUCCAGAAACCAGAAACCCAAACAACAGCGAUAAUGAUACGACUCGAAUUAUAUCCAUAGACAACACGUGAGUGCCAACACCG